AUGCGCGCCGACGACGACGACGCCGGCGACGCGCUUGGGCGUCCCGCGGCGUCGUCGUCGACGGCGCUCGACGCGUCGGCGCGCGCGUUCGCGCCGACGACGCGCGGACGCAAGGGCCAGCGCGCGGACUUUCUGCUGUGCUUCGCGCCGCGCGAGCGACCGGAGGCGCGCGCGACGCGGCGCGAACGACGCGGCGCGCGCUCCGAGCGCGAGGCGAGACGACGAAAGCCGCGAGGCGCGCGCUCCAGCUCGCGGGCGCUCUUCUUGCAGGCGAAUUUUCGGUUUUUGGUGGCGGACAGCGCGGAUCUGCGCGCGAGCUCGAGGGACGCGGAUCGCAUGGCGUCGUGGGAGGACGUCGUGCGCGUGGACGUGGCGAGCGCGGAGGCGUUUUCGUGUCCGGUGUGCCUGGAGGACGGCGCGGGGGCGAUCGCGCCGCAGACGACGACGUGCGGACACGCGUUUUGUUUUCCGUGCGUCGCGCGGCACGUGCUGACGACGAGGGACCGGGGGACGCCGGCGAAGUGCCCGAUGUGUUUCGCGGAGAUUCGAUUGGGGGAUUUGCGGUCGGUGUCGCGGCGGUUGAUCGCGCCGCCGAGCGCGGGGAGGACGCAAAAGUUUGCGUUGAUGGCGCGGAGACGGGAUUCAAACGUACCGGCGCGACGCACGGCGAAAGGGACGCCGCCGCCGGCGUCGGAGGCGUGGCCGAGAGCGCUACCGGAUUGUGGAUGCGACGCGUUCGCGAAGUACACGCUCACGAGCGAGGAAGUCGCCAUCGCGACGCAAGAGUUGGAAUCCCUCGAAUCGUACGUCGCCGUGUUGACGGAGCAAAGCGAAAUCGACGCGGCGAGCGAGUUGCCGUUCGCGCUGGCGUCGAUCGACGCCCUAACGCGAAGGCUCGAUCGAUGGGUGGAGCGGCGAUGCGCGAGCGAGGGCGUGGCGGCGCCCAAGCCGCGGGCGCCGCCCGCGGGCGUCGUCGCGCCGACGCCGGCGCCGGCGCCGAAAAGUACGCCACGCGAGGAGGCGUUCCCGUCGUUACCACCGCCGGGGAAGAAUAUGGCGUAUUUGAAAGGUUCAAAGGUGCGCGUGGAAUCUGCGUUCACGGAUGACGAGGACGAGGACGAGGACGAGGACGAGGAAUCGGAUUCCGAACCGUCCGCGGAGGAUUCUCCCGGUGCGAGCAAGCGUGAAGCCGACGCGACUACCGUCUCGCGACGGACGCCUCUCACCGUAUCGACGUCGUCGCCACCGACGGUGGCGCCGACCGCGACGCCGACGAGCGAUCAGCGAACGGAUGUUUAUUACUUUUACCAAGCCCCAGAUGGUCAGCAAGUUUUACUCCACGGCGCUUGCAUGCGCGUACUGCUGGAGCAAUUCGGUGCGUACGAGGCGCUCCCGCUCGAAAUCGAAGGUACUGUCAUCGAGCUCGAGCAUCGAACGCAAGACGAAGACGUACGUCGACGCGCCGCGCAUUUGCGCCACUUGCCGCUGACCACGGAAUUUGUGAUGGUGGAACUGGACAUGAAAUCACUCGUUUCAAAGAAAGUCUUGGACGGACCAGCGGGAAGUGAGUUACGACAGCGAGCGAAGCGACGUUCGCAGAAGAACGCGGCGGCGGCGCGCGCCAAGGCAAAGGAGAAACGCGCUGAGGCGACGGCAAAGGUGAAUUCACAACCGUUCGCUAAAUCGAUUCGCGACGCCAUGCCGGAGUUGGGCGCCACAGGUAAAUUGACGCCAGAUACGUCCAUGGACGCCGCCAUCGCGAGACAACUCGCGGAGGAAGCCGAAGAGGAGAUGGAGCGUAUGUCGAUGUACGAGGAAGUGCAAAACGCUCGCGGCCCGGGUGGGCGUUCGUUUUCCAACAUCGUUGGAUUGGGCUUCGCCUCUGGGGGUCCAAGUUUGAACUUCAACACGGAAAGUUUCGGACCAGCACUCGGUUCAUCGGCGCCGGUGGCGCCGCCACCCCUAUGGGGUGCCCGCGCGGCGGCGCUGACGGAGACUGCGAUCGAAGGCGAUUCGUCCCGCUCUGGGAAGAAGAAGGGGAAAAAACAAGUCUUGUUUAGAAUGGGCUGA
Ostreococcus lucimarinus CCE9901 is the source of this 2070-nucleotide messenger RNA. RefSeq lists its product with no specific name. Gene Ontology annotation, biological process: positive regulation of transcription by RNA polymerase II. The record is from RefSeq and is a predicted model, not a curated record. Gene Ontology annotation, molecular function: transcription cis-regulatory region binding; metal ion binding. The transcript has a single exon. Lineage: Eukaryota; Viridiplantae; Chlorophyta; Mamiellophyceae; Mamiellales; Bathycoccaceae. Bases 1 to 2070 code for a protein of 689 amino acids.